Messenger RNA from Histoplasma mississippiense, 3276 nucleotides. RefSeq lists its product as hypothetical. The transcript has 5 exons. Lineage: Eukaryota; Fungi; Ascomycota; Eurotiomycetes; Onygenales; Ajellomycetaceae. The record is from RefSeq and is a predicted model, not a curated record. Gene Ontology annotation, biological process: intracellular calcium ion homeostasis; calcium ion transmembrane transport. The coding region runs from base 1 to 3276 and encodes 1091 amino acids. Gene Ontology annotation, cellular component: endomembrane system; membrane. Gene Ontology annotation, molecular function: calcium:proton antiporter activity.
AUGUCAUCCACCAAGAAUAAUCAAGAUCCUCAGGAUCCAUCACUGUCUUCAUCAGCUUCAAAACCGUCAGAGAGUAACCCUAUUAUCGAAACAGAACAGGACGCUCAAGCUUCACCUGGCAAACGACUGGGAAGGCCUAGACCAGCGCAACCCCAGCGGAGGACUACUUAUGGUCAGAGGCCUUCAAUAAACUUGAAAAUCUUCCUUUCAAUGGCUAACGCGUUUCUAGGCACAAUGGACUCGCAGGAUACAGGCGGACGCGGAUCUCGCACGGAAGGAAGCUCCGUGACGACAUACGAGCCCAUUCGACCGGCUCACAUCUCGUGGCGGUCGACGGAACGAACAGCCAAAAAGCCACCAACCUUACGCAGGACUUCUACCAAACCACAUAGAGGACAAGAAUUCUCAGUAGAUGAUGAUCCAAGGGAAUAUGAGGAAGACAAUGCCCUUUAUAAACACCCCUCCAUGAGGUCGACUGCAUCACUUCGUCGAAGGGGUACCCACAUCCAACAACCUAUGCUCGAACGUGUUGAUUCGAGAGACGAAAGUGGAAAUGAUGAUAUACCAUCAGCUGAAUCCAGUAACCGCUUAGGUGAUGACCGGGGCGAGCCCUCUGGACUCAGCAGCAUGAGCGUUGAUGGUGACGACGAUUCUCAUAGCGACGUGAGUGAUGCGGAAAGCUUCACGCUUAAAGACCGCCAGCAAGCCAUAAAUGAGACCCAUCCAUUUGGUAUAAGGAUCUGGAAACCAGCUCUUUAUAAGAAGCUUCGAUCUGUCGAAAAGACCGCAGAGGGAGAUAUCCAUUCAGUGCCCGGAGAGCGAGUUAGCAACUGGCUCUAUAUGGCCAAUUUUCUAUGGUCAAUCAUUUUCGGUUGGUGGUUGGCGCUGGCUGCCCUUCUCGGCGCUCUUGCCUGUUUUCUCUUGGGCUUUUCGCCCGAUUCCAUGGCUUAUGGGAGAGUGUUUUCCCACCUGUCUCUCUACCUGCUCUAUCCUUUUGGAUCCUUUGUCCGUCUCGAAUCCGAUGAGAACUACGCACUUGAAGAUGAAGGUGAAGGUCGCAGUAUCAGCGAGUAUGAGCAAUGGCAAAGUGGAGAUCUUGAACAUGGAAGACUUUUCUUUGGCCCUAUUUCUGAUAGGUCACUGGUCGGACGUCGCAGAAAUAGCAUCGACUCCGCUAGUGAAAAUGAUAGCCUGCUUGGCAGGACAGGAAGAGCAUCGCGAGAGGAGAAUUCUUUGAGGAUCAAGAAACGCUUUUUCGGCCGCGGGGAGUGGACCUUUGGAAGAGUCAUAUUUUAUACGUGGUUCUACUUUGUGAUCGGUCCAUUGAUGCUCCUUGUCUCUCUUGUCUGCUGGUUGAUGGUCUUCUGGAUUCCCAUGGGCAGAGUCACCCUCAUUUUAUUACACCAUCUUCGCCGCCACCCUUUGGCACUUUCGUUCCAUUCGGAUACGACUUACACUCGGUCACCCUCUCGGCCUUCUUCUUCGAUCUUACUUUGUACGUACCGCGCUGCUGGCCUUAAAUACUGGAAAUACACCAUCGACGGAACCAACAUUUUCCUCAUCAAUCUCCUUGCUGUGGUUCUGUUCACCAUUCUAGAUUAUUUUGUCUUAAACCAGAUGCUGAACGUAAAAUCGUGGAUCACUCACUCCGGCUUGAUAUUUUCAUUAGCUCUAAUGUCCAUUAUCCCUUUGGCAUAUUUCAUCGGACAAGCUGUGGCGUCCAUUUCCGCUCAAUCAUCAAUGGGAUUAGGUGCUGCUGUCAACGCCUUUUUUUCGACGGUGGUCGAGCACGAAUUAAAGUGCAUGUCAUGUACCAGCAGUGGGCUGGGUGGACCAAGGGACUGUCGUCGUUGCUACUUCUCAGAAAAACCUGAACUUCAGGACAGAUUUUUCCUGAAAGCAGUGCAGCCGAUUUCUUGGUUUGCAGCUUUGCUGCUUUUCUUAUCAUACGUAAUUGGGCUUUGGUUUACAUUGAGGACCCAUGCUGCUAUUAUCUGGGCAAGCGAGCUUGAUGAGAAAAAGCCUCUACACACACCUACACACCCACACACCCCUCAUCUCCUUCCCCCAGACUCCGAUUUUUCCAGCGGAAAAGCCAAACAAGUUACUUCCGCUAACGGGCCCCAACAUGUCAGUCAUGGAGGCACUUAUCAGCGAAGCGGGUCUAUUCGAGAUUCUCAGCUGUACACUCGCAUUCUGGGGCAGUCAUUAAAACAUGUUGGCCUUCCUUCAAAAUCAAACGAUGGCAGUUUGGAACAACCUUCGACCCAAACAGAAAACCAAAAUAUUACUCCCCACCUUGUUCCACCCAAAGACCAUGAUAACAUAGCUGAAACUCUCUGCCUUCCUGGCCUGUCGGAAGAACAAAAUGAAUUGUUUGUCCGUAAGGUGGCAGAGGUAGCCGCUACCGCCGCUGCUGUGGCAGCCCGUGAUGUUACAACCCGGCAAAGAAGGCCACCAAUUGCUUCUCACGCCUCCGAACAUCCACAUAACAAACCAGUUGGCGUUUCCAGCACAGCUCACGCUGAAGAUGUGGAAGAAGGCGGACUGCUUGCUGAAACCCACGUCGCGGAAGCGGGUGGUCACGACGCGCCCAAUUGGAGCAAGAUGAAGAGCUCCGUCAUUCUUCUAGGUGCCACGUUGCUUUAUGCGAUCAUCGCUGAGAUAUUGGUAAACACAGUUGAUACUGUGCUGAACAAUUUUGAUAUAGAUGAAAAGUUUCUAGGCAUUACGCUCUUCGCGCUAGUUCCGAAUUCUACGGAGUUCUUGAAUGCCAUUUCCUUCGCCAUCAACGGAAACAUAGCUCUAUCAAUGGAAAUCGGUUCUGCAUAUGCCCUGCAAGUGUGUCUUCUGCAGAUCCCCGCCUUGGUGUUAUUCAGCGCCAUAUACACCCAAUUCAUAGACAAAAAGGAUCUCCUAGAACACUCUUUCAACUUGAUAUUCCCACAAUGGGAUAUGAUCACCGUGAUCCUCUGCGUUUUCCUCCUGUCCUACAUGUACGGCGAGGGAAAGAGUAACUACUUCAAGGGUUCCAUCCUUGUCCUUUCAUACCUAUUUGUGAUUGCCGGUUUUUAUUUGUCUGACUUUAACGAUAUAAACGCCAUGGACGUUGAUCCGGCUGAUAGCUUGGCCAUGGGCCAGAGUGCUGUGUUUCGGACCAUUGGUAGGACGAAGGGAGUCAGUGGUUUUGCCUGUCGACGGAAAAAGGGAGGAGGGGGGCAGGAUUUCGGAUUAUGGCUGGGGUUGGUACAAGGUUGCUUUAAUAUGGUUAGUUAG